Anopheles funestus (African malaria mosquito) is the source of this 1877-nucleotide messenger RNA. RefSeq names its product phosphatidylinositol N-acetylglucosaminyltransferase subunit A (gene PIG-A). Bases 203 to 1639 code for a protein of 478 amino acids. The record is from RefSeq and is a predicted model, not a curated record. The transcript is spliced from 6 exons. Lineage: Eukaryota; Metazoa; Arthropoda; Insecta; Diptera; Culicidae. Gene Ontology annotation, molecular function: phosphatidylinositol N-acetylglucosaminyltransferase activity. Gene Ontology annotation, cellular component: glycosylphosphatidylinositol-N-acetylglucosaminyltransferase (GPI-GnT) complex. Gene Ontology annotation, biological process: GPI anchor biosynthetic process.
AGAUAUGUUUUACAAAUAUAGCGCACACUGUACAUUCACGCACACUGGCAUUAUGAUCCAACCUCUUCCAUUUGCACUGACAGCGCGUCGCAAACCUGUCACGGAACGGAAACAAACAUUAGUUUGCCAAAAAUAAACCACCAGAAAGGUGGUUCAGAUUUUGCAAAUCUCGAACCGGUCAAAAGGCAUUCAUGGACGUACGAUGAAAAUAUGCAUGGCAUCGGACUUCUUUUACCCAAACAUGGGUGGAGUUGAGGAGCAUAUAUUUAACCUCUCGCAGUGUUUGCUUGCCCGCGGUCACAAAGUAAUCGUCAUUACGCACUCGUACGGCGAUCGAAAGGGCAUCCGGUACAUGACGAACGGGCUGAAGGUGUACUACAUUCCAAUCAAAGUGUUCUACAAUCAAGUGGUGCUUCCUACGAUGAUCUGCAACAUACCGCUGCUGCGUUACAUUUUACUACGUGAGCAAAUUGAUAUCGUGCAUGGUCAUUCUGCAUUUAGCACGCUAGCACAUGAAACCAUGAACGUAGCAAAACUGUUAGGAUUAAGGUCAGUGUUCACGGAUCACAGUUUGUUCGGGUUUGCCGAUUUGUCGGCGGUGGUUACGAAUAAAUUUUUGGAAAUUUCACUAGCCAACUGCAACCACUGUAUAUGUGUAUCACACACGGGGAAGGAAAAUACGGUUUUACGAGCGAAAGUACAUCAGGACAAGGUUUCUGUGAUACCGAACGCUGUCGAUACGGCGUACUUCACACCAAAUCCAUGCCGUAGGCCUAACGAUGAUGAAACAAUCAAUAUUGUGGUUGUUUCUCGCCUGGUGUAUCGGAAAGGAGUCGAUCUGUUGGCGGGAAUAUUGCCAAAGCUUAAACAUCUGCCCAACGUUCACUUCAUCAUCGGUGGUGACGGACCGAAGCGUGCUCUGUUGGAAGAAAUUCGGGAACGGAACAACAUGCAGGAUCGUGUGGUAAUGCUGGGUGCGUUAGAGCAUGCGAAGGUGCGCGAUGUGUUAGUACAGGGACACAUUUUUUUAAACACCUCCCUGACGGAGGCAUAUUGUAUGGCAAUAGUGGAAGCAGCCGCCUGUGGCCUGCAGGUGGUAUCGACGAAGGUUGGUGGCAUUCCGGAAGUACUUCCCACAAGUCUGAUGAUUCUAACCGAACCAACCGUUGAAUCGGUUUAUCGUGGUUUGCGUGAGGCUAUUCGGCGCGAGAUGGAAAAGAAACAAAUCACCAGCAGCCGGUAUCUGAACGGAUCCAUUGAUGGACUUGUGCCGACACCGUCUAGAACGUCGUACACGGGACUGUGUGCAUUUGAGCGUAAUCAAAUCGUAGCCAAUCUGUACAACUGGAACAACGUGACCGAGCGGACGGAAAAAGUGUAUCGAACUGCACUGCGAGAAGCACCGACCACACUUGAAUUGAUGAUGAAAAAUUGCCUGAAGAGUGGUGUGUGGCCAUUUGUACUAGUAAUUUCUUUGUGCCAUCUUAUACUACGCUUCCUCGAUUGGUUUGUGCCACGGAGGAAUAUAGACUUAUGCGUGACGGAAAAUCCCUUCCUGAGCCCGGAUUACGAUCGGCAAACGUCGCCGGAAGACGUUCUCGCUACGACGGUACGCAAAAAACGGGAGAAAUUUUCCUGACGUCAAGCGGCCCUUUGCUCGGUGGACGAAUGAUUUGCUGCAAAGGGCUGCCCCCCUAUACGCUUCGCACACAAGCUUUUGGCUAUGAACUGAAUAUUGAAUGCAGAAAAACAAAACAUCCCAUUUGUGUAUUUGUCAUGGACGACUUAAUUGCAAAGCCGUGUAGCCAAUUUUAAGAGACAAUUUUGGUAUUAAUUAAAACAAUAAAUAUACAUCAGUUAUUGAUAUUACAACAGUA